GUGAGCUGCAGAUCGUAGUCGAUUUCGCGCUCUUUUCGUGAUCAGUUGCCAUUGCCGGCCUUAGUAGCUGUUCGCAACAAACGUUUCGUACUUAAAUACGGUGCGAUAUUUUUUCAAAUUUCAAAUUUCGAUUGUCUUACUUUUGUGUAUUACGAAUGGUUGAGCCAGGAUGUAUAUCGUGUGUGCAAUUAUAAUUCUUAGUGCAUUUGGAACUCUCGAUGCCCGCCUGCCGGACAUAGAUAUCAACAGAGUUCGACUUUUACAAACGGAGAGAGGUCGUCAUAUCUCUCUCAACAAUAACCACAGUCGUCGUUCCAUUGUAGGCGCCAGGAGAUACAACAGAAACAAUGAUCAUGACUAUCAUAGCGGCGGGUUCCUCCAACUACGCGCGCCGCUGCAAUUUUUACACAAUACCACGUCGUCUUCAGAAACGAAGACGACCGGCAAAUUCCACCAACCAAGAGAAGACCCCAAGCUCUUCUAUCAAUCUGCUUCAUAUAUUGAAGAAACUAAUAGGAAAAAUAUAAACCCUGAAGUAAUGUCAAUAUAUCCUGGUAGAGAGGUGAUUAAAGCCGGUGAUGACCACUACAGAUCUACGUUGCAUCGCGUGAAAAAACAUGAGCUGUAUGACGUAGAAGGUUUAAAUUCUUGUAUAAAAUGUCCACAAGACAGAACUUUGAUUGCAAAAGUAGGGGCAAACAGAGUUAUGUUGCAGUAUCCACGUUUGACGACCUGUUCUGGAAGAAACGCUCCUAAAAUUUUCCACUUUGAGCAUAUGUACGGACCGAAAUUUGGCUCGUUAUUAGAACCAGGUUCUCAUACAAUCAUAGGAAGAGUUACAUUUAAACACCAAAUUCUACAGACAUGCAAAAUGCAAAUUAACGUCCUUAUACAGUUUUGUCCCAUACCGCACUAUUUAAUAGCACAUUGCGAAAAGGAACAAAACAAAAAGUGUAGCUUCACAUGUCGAGAUCCCAAAAUGGAAAUACAAGGAAGUUCAUUAUUAACAUGUGGAGAUGACAUGAAGUGGUUGGGCCGUCUGCCUGCAUGUGGUGUUCGCACCUGGUGCUACCCUUUACCACCACCUGAGCACGGGCGAAUUUCUUGCAAAGGUUCAACGGCGGAGAAUGGAUGGGGCUUACAAGAAGGUUCAAGCUGCCGAUUAAAAUGUCCAAGAGGCUGGCGAUGGGCGUCCCGAAGAGCCGCUGUGUGUCAUCGCGGAAUAUGGAACCGAGACCUAGUGUGUCAACCGAAAAAAUCAAAAUAAUAUCAGUGUAUUAUUAAAAUAUUAAUUAUAUGAACAUUAAGUAUUAGAAAUCUAAAUAUGACAUAAAUAAGACAUAACUCACACAUAGAAACUGCUAUAUAUGUAUGCUAUUCGAAAAUGUAACCAGAAUUUUAUUUUCGUACCGAGAUAGUUAAUUAUUAUUAUAAGUAUCUAGUUGAAACCCGGUCAGCAACAAUACAGUUAGUUCUAUCCAAAUCAUUUAUUAAUGAAUGGGAAGCACCGCUUUUGAUUAUUGUGGUUUUUGUCUCGUAAAAGUACUUAUGGUUUGAGGUUAUGGUUAUAAGAAAAUAAAAUUGUAGGUGUGUGUGAGCUAAGCCCAAGUACUAGCUUGUCACGGAGAAUAACAGAAAUCCUAUUCAUUUACUGUUUAGAUUUUAAGAAUGUAUAAUAAGAUAAUGUCUAUUAAUUACUUAGUUUAUUAUAAAAACAAAGUGAUAUUACGAUAAACACAUAGUCCAUAUUAUAUUUUAUAAAAUAUAUCAAUAUUUUGAUAUAUUUGACUGACUGCCUGACUUUAAAAUGGGCAUCAGCCCAUUUUAAAGUCAGGUAUCUAUGCCAUUUAUUGUUUAUAUAUCGAGAUUAUCUUUUAAUUUAUUUCGAAUUAUCAUCAUAAUCUAAUAAAUUAUAUUUAACGGAAUUGAAAACCUUAAAUAAUCAAAAUAUAGCAUUCAAGAUACUUAUUACUACUAAAAUAAAUCGAUAACACGAAA
This is a messenger RNA of Manduca sexta (tobacco hornworm), 1998 nucleotides long. RefSeq lists its product as uncharacterized. The record is from RefSeq and is a predicted model, not a curated record. The transcript is spliced from 6 exons. The coding region runs from base 170 to 1267 and encodes 365 amino acids. Lineage: Eukaryota; Metazoa; Arthropoda; Insecta; Lepidoptera; Sphingidae.